Pungitius pungitius (ninespine stickleback) is the source of this 3673-nucleotide messenger RNA. RefSeq names its product GTF2I repeat domain containing 1 (gene gtf2ird1). Gene Ontology annotation, cellular component: nucleus. Lineage: Eukaryota; Metazoa; Chordata; Actinopteri; Perciformes; Gasterosteidae. The transcript is spliced from 27 exons. Gene Ontology annotation, molecular function: DNA-binding transcription factor activity. The coding region runs from base 351 to 3356 and encodes 1001 amino acids. The record is from RefSeq and is a predicted model, not a curated record.
AAUCGCAGCCAAUAGAUGCUGUUGUUGAGUUGGGCUGGGAUUAGCAGGAGGCGAAUGAGUUUCAAUUUUACUGGAUUACAGAACAAAGAAAAAGGGAGAGGGACACCCUGCUCUGUUAAGGGGGGUGGGGGGAAGAGGAAUAAACUAAGAAUAAAUACACAAAUCAUAGAUUAUAAAACGUGCGAUCGAAGUCAACAGUGUGAUGAUCCGGAUUACGAUGUUUUAGCGGGCGGCACGGCUACGUUGUGGAUGGGAAUCGCGAGCGUUUCUGAUGGAUUAAAACGGGGGGAAUGAAACCUAUUCCGGGAUUGACAGCAGCAACAAGGCUCUUUAAUCGCUAAUUAAGAGGGAUGGCUCAGAUGAGGAAGCUGGCGUCCGACGGCGUCCGGACGAGCUCCCGGGGCGAGGCGCUGGUGUCGGCCCGACAGGAGAUCCUCACCAGCCUGGUGUCCGCCCUCGACUCGGUGUGCAUGGCCAUGUCCAAGCUCAACGCCGAGGUGGCGUGCGUCACCGUGCACGAGGACAGCGUGAUUGCCGUGGGCACGGAGAAGGGCCGAGUGUUCCUCAACUCCAGGAGGGAAAUCCAAACAGACUUCUACAAGUUCUGCCGGGGGCCGUGUCUGCAGAGUCUGGCCACAGCGAACGCUCACACCAAAGACCAGGAAGGCGAUCCCAGCAAACCCAGUAAGGACGGCGAGCACGGGAAGUCGAGAGCUCCGUCGGACGCCCAGUCCAACGUCUUCGUCCUGAGGAAGAUGGUGGAGGAAGUCUUCACUGUACUUUACAGUGAGGCCGUGGGGAAGAGCAGCCUGGUCCCCGUGCCUUACGAGUGGAUCCAGAAGGACCCGGGCUGUGUGGCGGCCCGCGGUCUGCCCGAGGGAGUCGCCCUGAAGAAGCCCUCCGAGUACGACACCAAGACGCUGAUGAAGAUCCUGGAGCAGAGCCACCGCAUCCAGUUCACAGUCAAAAGGCCAGCAGAAGAUUUGCCCCGAGAGGCCAAGCCCGGCGCCGACGUCAAGCACAACUCUUCCGCCGCCGCCGCCGCCAUGACACCCGGCAGCCACGGCGCUGGGAAGGCCGCCGCCCACGUGGUCCCGCCACCGAGUCCCGCCUCUUCCAGCAACUCCGUCCUGUCCAACUUCCUCUACGGCAUGCCCAUGUCCUCCAAGCCGCACCCGGACGGCAAGCUGGAUUUCAAGCCCGUGUCCCUCCUCAACCUGGGCAAGGACCGACUGGCCAACUGGGCCGCGGGGACGGACAAGGCGGGCGCGUCCGUCAGCGACGGCGCCGCCAACGAGGAUUCGACGAGACCCCCUGGGGAGCAGGGUCAGAGCCCCCCUGGCAUCCACAUCUCCAAGAGGCUGCUCUUCUCCAUAGUGCACGAGAGAUCGGAGAAAUGGGACUCUUUCAUCCGGGAAACCGAAGACAUCAACACGUUGAGGGAAUGCGUUCAGAUCUUGUUCAACAGCAGAUACGCCGAGGCUCUGGGUCUAGAUCACAUGGUGCCUGUCCCCUACCGCAAAAUCGCCUGCGACCCGGGCGCCGUGGAGAUCAUCGGCAUCCCGGACCAGAUCCCCUUCAAGAGACCCUGCACCUACGGCGUCCCCAAGCUCAAGCGCAUCCUGGACGAGCGCCACGGGAUCCGCUUCAUCGUCAAACGAAUGUUUGAUGAAAGGAUUUUCACCGCCGCUGGCAAGAUGGCGAGGGAGGAGGGCAAGCACGACCCGGGCUCCGUGCCCGAUGACGGCUUCCCGGACAGCCUGAGCACGCCGCCCGCCGCCGCCGCCGAGCCGCUCGGCAACGCUCACAGCAGCAGGUCAGCGAGUGCGUGCGUGAGUCCUCUGGCUGACUGUGAAGCAGGUCCUUCGGGAGAUUGCAUUCCUUUGAAAAGGAUUAAAACGGAGCCUCCAGACGGGGACAUCAUUCAGGUCACCGUGCCGGAGGCCGCCGCGGCGGGGGAGGAGCCCAGCGAGGGGGGGGCCGCGACGUGUCCGGCCGCCUCGGCCGAGCCCGCCGCCCCGCCCGCUGCACCCGCUGCACCUGCUGCACCCGCUCCACAUCGCCAAAUGGAGAACGCAGCUGAAGCCGUGUCGCCGUGCGCUGCGUCUCAGAGCCUCAGGAGGUCCUCUGAAGCAGGGAGUCUGGUGGAGGACAUCGGUGAGAUGAUUCUUCAACUCCGGAGACAAGUGGAGAGCCUCUUCAGCAUCAAGUAUGCCGACGCGCUGGGCCUCCCCGAACCGACCACGGUGCCCUACUCCAAGUUCCAGAUGUACCCGGAGGACCUGUACGUGAGCGGGCUGCCCGAGGGCAUCGCCAUCCGCCGGCCCAACUGCUUCGGGGCGGCCAAGCUGCGCAAGAUCCUGGCCGCCGGCGCUCAGAUCCGCUUCGUCAUCAAGAGGCCCGAGCUGCUGACUGAGCAGGUGAAACUGGAGUUGCCUUCGAUGCCCAUCUGCGAGCCAGAGCCGGACGGCGCGGAUCCAGAGACGGAGGAAGGCGCCGCCGCCGCCUCCAAGAGGCCCGCUUUCUCAGAGUGCCUGGAGUCCAAGCUGUCCAGGAUCGACCUGGCCAACACGCUGCGCGAGCAGGUCCAGGACCUGUUCAACAGGAAGUACGGCGAGGCGUUGGGCAUCAAGUACCCCGUCCAAGUGCCUUACAAGAGGAUCAAGAACAACCCGGACUCGGUCCUCAUCGAGGGCCUCCCCCCCGGCAUCCCCUUCAGGAAGCCCUGCACCUUCGGCUCCCAGAACCUGGAGCGGAUCCUGGCGGUCGCCGACAAGAUCAACUUCACCAUCACCAGACCGUUUCAAGGACUCAUUCCAAAACCAGCACCUCGACGCGUCACCUUGCUGAAGAAGGCCUACGCCUCCAUAAGCGACGAGGACGACAUCAACCGCAUGGGGGAGAAGGUGGUCCUUCGGGAGCAAGUCAAGGAGCUGUUCAACAAGAAAUACGGUGAGGCUCUGGGCCUGGACCGCUCCGUCGCCGUCCCGUACAAGCUGAUCCGCGGCAGCCCGGAGUCGCUGGAGGUCGGCGGCCUGCCGGACGACGUCGCCUUCCGGAACCCCAACGCCUACGACGCGGCGUGCCUGGAGAGGAUCCUGCAGGCAGCCGACAAAGUGACGUUCGACGUCAAGAGCCAGCUGCAACCUUUUGCAGAGAUCUGCAGCCAGGCGUCUAACACAGUAGCAACCGACGCCUCCACCAAUCGACGGAAGCGCAAGAGAGUCCAAGAGAGCAGCCGGGGUCCCGCCUCCUCCGACCUGUCGACCAAUCAGAUCCCAGUGAUGCAGUGGCCCAUGUACAUGGUGGACUACAGCGGGGUGAACGUGCAGGUUCCCGGCAAAGUGAACUACUGAAGAACGGACCUGGAAAAAGGGGGAGGAGUCUGCCAGAGAGCGCCGCUCACGCCUCUUCCGCACCGACGCUUUGUCAGAGACUGAAACACACGGAAUACGACAGAAUGUACUCGGAUCGCAGCGCAGGGCUUGUUGUGUGUGUGUGUGUGUGUGUGUGUGUGUGUGUGUGUGUGUGUGUGUGUGUGUGUGUCGGCGCCGACGUUGUUUUGUUUGUUUUUUCCCCGCAAAGACGAAGACGCGUUUGUCCACUGAGUCACGUCGCUGUAUCCGGCAUUUGGUUGCAAUGUAUCACUGACACACACACACACACACACACA